Ctenopharyngodon idella (grass carp) is the source of this 2784-nucleotide messenger RNA. It is a transcript of the gene bpgm, whose product is annotated as 2,3-bisphosphoglycerate mutase. Bases 145 to 924 code for a protein of 259 amino acids. Gene Ontology annotation, biological process: glycolytic process. The record is from RefSeq and is a predicted model, not a curated record. NCBI's taxonomy places the organism in Eukaryota, Metazoa, Chordata, Actinopteri, Cypriniformes, Xenocyprididae. Gene Ontology annotation, molecular function: intramolecular phosphotransferase activity. The transcript has 3 exons.
AUGAUUAGCUGAAAGAUGUGUCACUCAAUCAAACGGUUUCUUCGCGUUUGUAGAUGUUGCUGUGAGAUAGUUCCUGUUGCAGGACUGCAGCUACUCUGGGCUGGGUGGUUUCUAAUCUGACGGCUUCCAUACUGCCUCUUCUGGAUGUCCAAAUACAAACUCUUCCUGCUCCGGCAUGGGGAGGGGGCCUGGAACAAGGAGAACCGCUUCUGCAGCUGGGUUGACCAGAAACUGAGCGAGAACGGGGUGGUGGAAGCCCAAGAAUGCGGCAGGCUCCUGAAAGAGAAGGGGUAUCAAUUCGACCAGGUUUUUACCUCCAUACUGAGCCGUUCCAUCCAGACAGCCUGGUUGGUGCUGGAGGCCAUGGGACAAGAGUGGGUCCCAGUCACCAAAUCCUGGAGGUUAAACGAACGGCAUUACGGUGCCCUGAUCGGCCUUAAUCGGGCUGAGAUGGCGUUGAACCAUGGCGAGGAGCAGGUUAAACUGUGGAGGCGUAGCUAUGAUAUCACGCCGCCCCCCAUUGAUGAGUCACAUCCCUAUUAUGCUGAAAUUUACAAUGACCGCCGAUAUAGUACGUGUGACGUCCCGAAAGAGGAACUGCCCAAAACAGAAAGUCUGAAGGAAGUGUUGGACAGACUUCUUCCUUACUGGAAUGAUGUCAUUGUACCGGUGAUCAAAAGUGGCCAAACAGUCCUCAUCUCUGCACAUGGCAACAGCUGCAGGGCUUUGCUUAAACAUUUGGAAGAUAUAUCGGAAACAGACAUUGUGAAUGUAACGCUGCCCACAGGAGUUCCCGUCUUACUGGAGAUGAAUGAAAACCUUCGACCGGUCAAACCACGUCAGCUCCUGGGCGACCAGGCCAAAAUUCAGGCAGCCAUCAAAAAGGUGGAGGAUCAAGGGAAGGUUAAUGGAGGAAAUAAAUAAGGAUUUUCUUCGGGGAAAUGUCAGAAUCUUCAGAUAGGAAUUGUUCACAUAGAAAAAGAUCAUUAGUCAUUAAGUAUGCCCUGAAGCACCUGGUAAAGAUAGUGCCAGUACAUGGGUGUGUCCGAGGUAGAGUUGUUUAAAUAAUAGUUUCUGUUUAUAGUGAUAUUUUCAGAGUCUUGAAGAGUUAUAGAAGUCAAUGUUUUAAAUUCAGGCAAUGGUUACUGAUCCAAAAUGCAGACUUGCUGCAUAUAUUUUGUCAUAGCAGAAGGUCUGUAGACCAAAUAAUGAAGUAGGUACUGAUAUGACAUUAUUUUAAAUGAUCAUUUAAUAAUGUGUUAUUUUUUGUUUUCAGUGGAUUUUAGGCCACAGAAAACCAGUGGUGCCUACCUUUGGGUAAAAAUAGCAUCCAUCAGUUUUCUAUUAGAAUUUCUUAUUAAAGGUCAACACAAGCAUUUAUCCAAUUCUGUAUUUAAAAAACAACAACUGUAUAGUGUACACUAUCAUUUAUUCAAAAGUUUGGGAUUGGUUAGAAAACAUUUUUUUAAUGUUUUUGAAAGAAGUCUCUUCUGCUCAUCAAGGCUGCAUUUAUUUGAACAAAAAUACAUUAAAAUCAAUAUAUUCUGAAAUGUAAUUACAACUGCUUACUACUUUAAUAUAAUGUACAUUUUCAGCAUCAUUACUCCAGUCUUCAGUGUCACAUGAUCCUUCAGAAAUCAUUCUAAUAUGCUGAUUUCUAAUAACAUUUCUUCUUAUUAUCAAUGUUGAAAGCAGUUGAGCUGCUUAAUAUUUUUGUGGAAAUUGUGAUACAGGAUUAUUCGAUAAAUAGAAAGUUCAAAACAAGAACAACAUUUACUUGAAAUAGUAAUAUUUUGUAACAUUACAGUAUGUUGUCACUUUUGAUCAAUGUAAUGCAUCCUUGCUGAAUAAAAUAUUAAUUUCUUAAAAAAAAAAAAAAAAAAAAAGUCUUACUAAGUUAGUAAGAGGUCUUACUUAGUCUUACUAACCCCAAACUUUUAAAUGGUAGUGUAUAUGGGAUAAUUCCAAAGGGAAUUUAAUCAUUCAAAGAAAACAUAAGUAAAUAAAUAAAUAAAAUAAUAGUUAAAACAAGCACACAUUAUUCACUCCACUGUCUGGACUUUCCAAGGCACAGAUUAUACCUAAUGUUAUUGGAUUCGUAUUCAUAUUCCACAAAUCAGGUUUAUUAGGUGUAAUAUUAAAAAAAAAAAAAACAUAGAUGUCUGAAGGAUAAUUUUAAGUUAUUAAAAAUAUUUUGUGUUAAAUAGCACAGGUAGCAUAUUUUAGACAGUAUUUUAAAAAACAAUUAUUUAAAAAGGACAUUUUGUUUUCAAUUAAUGUAUUUAUUACCAUAGAUAUAUGUAAAGAUAUGUGUUAAAUUCAGUUUUAUCAUGCAAUGCUAAAUGCAGCCCACACUAGCUUUUUUUUUUUUUUUCCUCAACCAACAUUAACCAACUCAAAUGCAAAGAAAACCAGUCUUACUGGUGAGUAAAACUAAACAGUUGUGGUUUAGGAAGUCUGUGCACUGUAAUACCUCUAUUUUGUUUUUGUGUAUUUAAUGUUGCUCAACACUGUACUGUAUAAGUAAAGAAAUGUUAUGUUUGUGUUUUUUGUUAUAAUAUCCAUAGUGGCUUUCACUGUUACAUGUCUAUAUGUUCUCUGACUAUACUAUUAUUAUUCAACUUGGUACAUUGUACUGUAGCCCAUCUUAUGUAGUUUCACUUUCUUUAUCACCACCCAGAAGCACUGGUCUGAAGCUGGGUUUAGCACAUCCCUGAAACAUUUUCCUUAAAGAGUAAUAUAUAAAAGUAAAGAUUACAAAUAAAGUGUUUAAUGUGUAUUGAA